Messenger RNA from Alosa alosa (allis shad), 2639 nucleotides. It is a transcript of the gene aco2, whose product is annotated as aconitase 2, mitochondrial. The coding region runs from base 50 to 2398 and encodes 782 amino acids. NCBI's taxonomy places the organism in Eukaryota, Metazoa, Chordata, Actinopteri, Clupeiformes, Clupeidae. The transcript is spliced from 17 exons. Gene Ontology annotation, biological process: tricarboxylic acid cycle. The record is from RefSeq and is a predicted model, not a curated record. Gene Ontology annotation, cellular component: cytosol; mitochondrion. Gene Ontology annotation, molecular function: aconitate hydratase activity; 4 iron, 4 sulfur cluster binding.
AUGGAAUUCCUUUUACGUCACACCUUAGCGACACAUCGUUCAGCAAAAUAUGGCGUCCUACUGUAUGACAGUUUCUCGGCUCCGGCUUGUGCUAGGAGAUGGGGCCAGGCGACUGCAUGUCACAGCAGCUCUCAACGCCAAGGCAAAGGUGUCCAUGAGCCGCUUCGAACCUGGCUCCAGCAUCAACUAUGAGGCCCUGAACACAAAUAUCAAUAUUGUGCGCAAGAGGCUUAACCGUCCCCUUACCCUUUCGGAGAAGAUUGUGUAUGGGCACUUGGAUAACCCCCAUGAGCAGGAUAUUGAAAGGGGGCGCACAUACCUGCGCCUGCGGCCGGACCGGGUGGCCAUGCAGGACGCCACAGCGCAGAUGGCCAUGCUGCAGUUCAUCAGCAGCGGCCUGCCCAAGGUGGCCGUCCCUUCCACCAUCCACUGCGACCAUCUGAUCGAGGCCCAGAUUGGUGGAGCUGAGGACCUGCAGAGAGCCAAGGAAAUGAACCAUGAGGUGUACAACUUCCUGGCAACAGCUGGAGCCAAAUAUGGAGUGGGUUUCUGGAAACCAGGGUCUGGAAUCAUUCACCAGAUCAUUCUGGAAAACUACGCCUACCCAGGGGUCAUGUUGAUCGGCACAGACUCCCACACGCCAAAUGGCGGGGGCCUGGGUUCCGUCUGCAUUGGAGUUGGUGGAGCUGACGCUGUUGAUGUCAUGGCGGGCAUCCCCUGGGAGCUCAAAUGUCCUAAAGUGAUUGGUGUGAAGUUGACGGGUGCGCUCUCUGGCUGGACCUCUCCCAAGGACGUCAUCCUGAAGGUGGCAGGCAUCCUGACAGUUAAAGGAGGCACUGGAGCCAUCGUGGAAUACCAUGGCCCUGGUGUGGACUCCAUCUCCUGCACUGGUAUGGCCACCAUCUGCAACAUGGGAGCUGAGAUCGGCGCCACAACCUCCAUCUUCCCCUACAACCACCGCAUGAAGACCUACCUGGACAAGACAGGCCGUGCAGAGAUUGCUGAGCUUGCUGAUGAGUAUAAGGAAUGCCUCGUCCCAGACCCCGGCUGCCAGUACGACCAGCUGAUUGAGAUCAACCUCAGCGAACUGCAGCCGCACAUCAACGGCCCCUUCACUCCUGACCUGGCCCACCCCGUGUCUGACAUCGGAGCUGUAGCUGAGAAGAGUGGCUGGCCCCUGGAAGUUAAAGUAGGUCUGAUUGGCAGCUGCACUAACUCCAGUUAUGAGGACAUGGGUCGCGCUGCAUCACUGGCCAAGCAAGCCCUAGACCGUGGGCUCAAGUGCAAGGCCCAGUUCACGGUGACCCCCGGCUCUGAGCAGAUCCGCGCCACCAUUGAAAGAGACGGAUACGCCCAGAUCCUGAGGGAUGUUGGAGGUGUGGUGCUUGCCAAUGCCUGUGGGCCCUGCAUUGGACAAUGGGACAGGCAGGAUGUGAAGAAGGGAGAGAAGAACACCAUCGUCACCUCCUUCAACAGGAACUUCACGGCCAGGAAUGACGCCAAUCCAGCCACCCAUGCUUUCGUGACUUCCCCCGAGAUUGUCACAGCGCUGGCCAUUGCCGGCACGCUGAACUUCAACCCCGAGAAGGACUUCCUCACCGCUCCCAAUGGUGAGAAGUUCAAGCUGGUCCCCCCCACUGGUGACGAGCUGCCCUCCCGUGACUUUGACCCGGGCCAGGACACCUACCAGCACCCCCCAUCUGAUGGCAGUGGUGUCUCGGUGGACGUCAACCCAGCCAGCAACCGCCUGCAGCUACUGGAGCCCUUCGACAAGUGGAGUGGAAAGGACCUGGAGAACAUGGCCAUCCUCAUCAAGGUGAAGGGCAAGUGCACAACUGACCACAUCAGUGCUGCCGGCCCUUGGCUCAAGUUCCGCGGCCACCUGGACAACAUCUCCAACAACAUGCUGAUUGGUGCCGUUAACAGCGAAAAUGAUGCCGUCAAUAAGAUCAAGAACGUCCUGACUGGAGAGUACGGAGGCGUCCCUGACGUGGCCCGCCAUUACAAGGCCAAUGGGUUGUCGUGGGUGGUGGUGGGCGAUGAGAACUACGGAGAGGGAUCCAGCAGGGAGCAUGCAGCCCUGGAGCCACGCCACCUGGGGGGCAGGGCCAUCAUUGUCAAGAGCUUCGCCAGGAUCCACGAGACCAAUCUGAAAAAACAGGGGCUGCUGCCUCUCACCUUCAAUGACCCGGCUGACUAUGACAAGAUCCGCCCCGACGACAAGAUCUCCAUCAAAGGACUCGCGACCUUUGCCCCCGGGAAGCCCCUCACGGCAGUAAUCACCCACGGCGAUGGCAGCCAGGACACCAUCCAGCUGAACCACUCCUUCAAUGAGACGCAGAUCGGGUGGUUCCAGUCUGGGAGUGCCCUGAACAGGAUGAAGGAUCUGCAGCACUAAGGAGGAGGAGAAGGAAGGAGCGGCCUCAAGGACGAGAGGCAGGGCUAGUCAAGACUGAAGGGGGUGGGGGAGGGGGGUUAAAGCAUGCACUCCAAAAGAAAAGAUUAAAGUAAUUUGUCUCCUUUCCCCAGACACCCCCACACAUCCACUCAUAACUGCCGCCAACUGAUCAUUGCACCCACAACUACACAUGCAUACAUGCUCACAGAGACACACCCCCCCCCCCCCCCCCCAGGUCGCU